Messenger RNA from Seriola dumerili (greater amberjack), 2711 nucleotides. It is a transcript of the gene zbtb12, whose product is annotated as zinc finger and BTB domain containing 12. Gene Ontology annotation, cellular component: nucleus. Gene Ontology annotation, biological process: regulation of transcription by RNA polymerase II. The record is from RefSeq and is a predicted model, not a curated record. The transcript has 5 exons. Gene Ontology annotation, molecular function: DNA-binding transcription factor activity, RNA polymerase II-specific; RNA polymerase II cis-regulatory region sequence-specific DNA binding; protein binding. Bases 310 to 2022 code for a protein of 570 amino acids. Lineage: Eukaryota; Metazoa; Chordata; Actinopteri; Carangiformes; Carangidae.
UCAGGAGUCAGCGUGCGUACACUGGUUUCAUUACUAUCCACGAGGAGAGGCUUCCCACGAAAACCGAUUCAAAGUCAGUUUAGAGGCGGAAAAGGUCCGAUGGUUUGUAGCUAUUGUCACGGGAUGCGCUUCCUCCAAAAAGGCCAAAAAGUAAACAGAUAUCGGGGUGGAAGCUAGUGGCAGGAGGGAUGAGAAAAUACUGCCGGUCAAAUAUCGCCACUUCAGUCAACGUUUGUCCUGUUGAAAAAAAAACCUGAUUUUGUUUUUUAAAGAGAGCUCACAAGACAUUCAACAAAGGGAACGGGGAAGAUGGAGAUGCUGUGUUUCCGGUUACCGGGUCACGGGGACACAACCCUGAAGCACAUGAAUUCUCUGAGGUCCCGUCAGCAUUUCUGUGACAUCACCAUAGUGGCCAACAACCAGACAUUCAGGGGGCAUAAGGUUGUACUUGCUGCCUGCUCGCCCUUCUUGAGGGACCAGUUCCUCCUCAACCCAUCCGCCAAGCUUCAGGUGUCAAUGCUGUAUAGCUCCACAGUGGUGUGUGACCUGCUCCAGUCUUGUUACACUGGUGUGCUGCAGUUUAACCCGGAGGACAUCGUCAACUACCUGACCGCUGCCAGCUACCUGCAGAUGGAGCAUAUUGUAGAGCGCUGCCGAGGAGCUCUGAAGAAGUAUGUCCAGCUAAAGAACCCCAGUCCACCGAAGAUGACUGCAGAGGAGGGUCAGUCUCAACCGGUGAUCGUCAGUGGCAGCAUUCAUUCUGUUGCAUCUCCUCCCCCCAGCCGACCCUCCCCUGUGGAUCCACACAGUCCUGUAGUACGACCGGUGGAAGAGAACAACGGCGAUGUGUCUGCUCAGGGCAGCAGUCAACACCACGAUGACAGUCCCGUGCUGGAUGAGCCAUGCAUUAAGGUUAAUGGAUCAGAUGAGGAAGAAACCAGACAGGAGGACUACGAUGUGUUCAGAGUGUACAUUUCCGAAGAGGAGCAGAUGAACAGAGACAGGGAGGAGGAGAAAGGCGCUCCCUCUGAUGCACCUCCAGAUGCUUCUUACCCAGAGACAGAAGGUGUCGUGAUCAGAGGAGAAGGCAGUGAAUUUGACUUGAAUCAAACAGAAGAUCUCAGCACUGGAGGACUUUCAGUGGAGGGGCUCCGCGCUUUCAGAAGGCUGUCUGAGCAUAAAAUUGGCCGGGGCAGAGGGAGAGGCAGGGGGAGGGGUUUCAAAAGGAGAAGGUGGGUGUCAUCUCAGGAGAAAAGAUCCUCAGGCUUGGCUCACCAUCCGGAUUUGUGGUACCUAACAACCGCUGGAUUAGGUGGGGGUAUCGGGUUGGACUACAGCCAAGAAGGGUUGAAGACAGGAAGUUACGUGUCGCUCGAACUCCCGGGGUUAGACUUCAGCAUGGGUGAAGCUCAGGGAGAAAAGGGUUCGCCAAUGGCAGCCAACAGUUUGAACCAGUAUUCCCUGGAGGAAUCUAGUUGUGGUGCCGGCGAGGGGAGUUCAGGGAUGGCAACUGUUGGAACAAAUGAGGGAGGGGACGAGUCCGUCGCAGUUGUCGGGUCCACUUCAAGCGUAGCAGGACCUGUAAUCUGUGAGCACUGCGGCAUGACUUUCCCCUCGGCCCACUCGCUAGCUGUCCACUCCCGCUCCACUCACCUGCUGUACGCCUGCCCCUGCUGUGGCAAACACUUCCACCACUCCGCCAACCUCACCCGACACAUGGCCGUGCACCGGGGCGCUGGCAAAACCCACCAGUGCCCCCUGUGCUAUAAGACUUUUACUCAAAAAUCCACACUGAUAGACCACAUGAACCUCCACAGUGGCGAGCGCCCGCACCACUGCGCCUACUGCCAUGCCCGCUUUGCCCACAAGCCCGCCUUACGACGCCACCUGAAGGAGCAACACGGGAAAACCACGGGGCAGAACUCCCUGCAUGAGCAGGAGGAGAUUGAGAGAGCGAGAGGAGCUGCUGGAAGGAUAAGAGAGGAAGAACAAGAAUGUUUGGUUACUGAACAAGUGUCAUAGGCCAAAGACCGCAAAGUGUCUAAACUAAAGCUGCUCAGGCUCGACAGCGAAUUUCGGAAAGUGCUGUAGAGUGAGGAGAUCAUUCUGUGGGGUCGCAUGUGGAUGUUAAACAAGUGUUGAAAACUGACUACGAGGCCUUUUAAAAAUCUCAGACUGUGAAAAUAAAAGCCCUGUCACAUCACAUGAAAUAUUUUUCAAAGUUGCAUAAGAAUAUGCAUACUAAGUGAUGGAUAUAUGUAAAAAUGACUGAGAUUUUACAGUCCACGACCCGCGUUCACCGAGCCAAACCUUUUUCACAGCAGACAGUUUGACUGGUCAUAAUAGAAAAAGUACAGGUGUUACUAAUAACACUAACGAUUGCUCUGUUCUAGUCAAGUGUCUCGAUCAUAGCUCACAACACUGAGCCAGCACAUGAACCAUAAUUGAACCCUGAAACUGAACAAGCCAAAUGGAAUUCAGCUGUUAUUGAUUUUAUUAUUUCCACCUGUGGCUUUUCCUCCUUUGCCAUGUCAAAAUAUCUGCUAUGACAAAGGCCCAUUGAGUUUAAUGUCUGUUAGAAUAGUUUGAUUAGUUUGACUGAAGACUGUAAUCUUAAACUUGAAUACAUGUAGUACACGUUGAGUGCAAUGCCUGACCACAUUUCAAAGAAAAGAUUAUAUAAACGGUGUAAAUAAAAUAAUUCAAAAGCC